AUGGCAGACAAAAUCACCCGUAUUGCCAUCGUCGAUUCCAACCGAUGCAAGCCGAAGCGAUGUGCGCAGGAGUGUAAGAAGUCGUGUCCGGUCGUGAAGAUGGGCAAGCUCUGUAUAGAGGUCAAGCCUACUGACAAGAUCGCGUUCAUCUCUGAGUUCCUGUGUAUUGGUUGUGGUAUCUGUGUGAAGAAAUGUCCAUUUGAAGCCAUAGCCAUCAUUAAUCUCCCGACGAAUCUCGACUCGCAAGUGACCCAUCGCUAUACUGCCAACUCCUUCAAACUUCACCGAUUGCCAACACCACGACCAGGACAAGUGCUAGGACUUGUUGGAACCAACGGUAUUGGGAAGAGUACAGCAUUAAAAAUUCUGGCGGGUAAACUCAAGCCUAAUCUCGGCCGUUAUGAUGAUCCGCCGGACUGGCAAGAGAUUCUCAAGUACUUCCGUGGCUCAGAGCUGCAAAAUUACUUUACCAAGGUUCUCGAGGACAACCUGAAGGCGCUGAUCAAGCCGCAAUAUGUUGAUCAUAUUCCCCGUGCUAUCAAGGGUAAAUUGACUGUAUCUCAGAUGCUUGAUUCAAAGCUGGAGAGGGACAAUAAGCAGAAGAUGUGUGACGAUCUAGAGCUCAACGAGGUCUUGACGCGAGAGGUGUCGCAACUCUCUGGUGGUGAGCUUCAACGUUUCGCAAUCGCGAUGUCUUGUAUCCAGCAGGCCGAUGUAUACAUGUUCGACGAACCGUCCAGUUACUUGGAUAUCAGACAGCGAUUAAAGGCCGCUGAAGUCAUUCGCGAGCUGCUGUCACCAGGCAACUACGUUGUUGCUGUCGAACAUGAUCUGUCUGUGCUCGAUUAUUUGUCUGAUUUUAUCUGCUGUCUCUAUGGAAAGCCUUCUAUGUACGGUGUUGUGACGAUGCCGUACUCUGUUCGUGAAGGGAUAAAUAUUUUCCUGGACGGAUUCAUCCCCACAGAGAACUUACGAUUCCGCGAGGAGUCGCUCUCUUUCAAGAUGGUCGAGACUGCGGAGGAGCUGAUCGUGGACAAGACCCGACAUUACUCAUAUCCCUCUAUGACAAAGACGCUUGGAGGCUUUAAAUUGACAGUAGAAGGAGGUAGCUUCACUGACUCUGAAAUUAUCGUAAUGCUUGGCGAGAACGGGACGGGGAAGACGACGUUUGUGCGCUUGCUGGCGGGCGAGACGCCUGACGAGGAGACAGAUAAACAGACGUUAUCGGUAUCACUGAAGCCACAGGCGAUCUCUCCUUCUUUCCCUGGAACUGUGCGCAUGCUAUUGUUGAAACGGAUCAAAGCUGCGUUCAUGCACCCGCAAUUCAAUACAGACGUCGUAAAGCCCAUGAAUCUGGAUAAUAUCUUGGAUCAAGAAGUGAAAACAUUAUCAGGAGGAGAGCUUCAACGUGUAGCCAUCGUACUCGCACUAGGAAAGCCAAACGUUGCCGUAUAUUUGAUCGAUGAACCGAGCUCGUUCCUCGACUCUGAACAACGUAUCAUUGCCAGCAAGGUUAUCAAGCGCUUCAUCCUUCAUGCGAAAAAGACUGCUUUUGUUAUUGAGCACGAUUUCAUCAUGGCUACAUACUUGGCGGACCGUGUCAUUGUCUUUGAAGGACAGCCAGCUGUCGCAGCAACAGCAACACCACCGCAAUCACUUUUGACUGGUAUGAACAAAUUCCUGGCAUCUCUCGAGAUCACAUUCAGGAGAGACCCGACGAAUUAUCGGCCGCGUGUGAACAAAUUGCACAGUAUCAAGGAUAGGGAACAGAAGGCGUCUGGAAACUACUUCUUCCUGGAGGAAUAA
Fibroporia radiculosa is the source of this 1806-nucleotide messenger RNA. RefSeq lists its product as uncharacterized. NCBI's taxonomy places the organism in Eukaryota, Fungi, Basidiomycota, Agaricomycetes, Polyporales, Fibroporiaceae. Gene Ontology annotation, molecular function: iron ion binding; ATP binding; ribosomal small subunit binding. The record is from RefSeq and is a predicted model, not a curated record. Gene Ontology annotation, biological process: ribosomal subunit export from nucleus; translational initiation; translational termination. The coding region runs from base 1 to 1806 and encodes 601 amino acids. The transcript has 11 exons.